AUGAAUUUUUCACAGGUGUCAUACUUCACCCUGACUGCCUACAUUGAUAUUGGGCUCUUUAAAUACUUGUUUUUUGUAUUCAUGAUGUGUUUUUAUGCCUCCGUCAUCUGCUGUAAUGUUGUUCUGAUCGUGGUUAUCUGUGUGAACAGGAGUCUACAUGAACCUAUGUACACGUUUCUGUGCAGCCUGUUUGUAAACGAGCUGUAUGGUAGUUCGGGCUUGUUUCCGUUCCUGCUGGUUCAGAUUUUCUCAGACGUUCACUCUGUUUCUGUUCCUUUUUGUUUCCUGCAGAUCUUCUGUCUCUACAUGUAUGCAAACGUAGAGUUCUAUAACUUAGCCGUCAUGUCUUAUGACAGGUAUGUGGCCAUCUGUCACCCUCUGCAGUAUCACACUCUGAUGUCUGGCAGCCUUGUUCUCAGGCUGAUUGCGUUCUCCUGGUUUCUGCCUUUGGCUAACAUAAUUGUGAUGAUCUCCCUGAACGCCUCCUGUCAGCUGUGUGGGAACAUUAUUGAUGGUUUGUAUUGCACCAACCACAGUGUUGUGAAGUUGGGGUGCAGAAACACGAUGUUCAGUAACGUCUAUGGACUCCUUUACACGUUCACUGUGAUCAUCAGUCUCGCUGCAUUGAUCUUUUACACAUAUGUGAGGAUCCUGAAAGUGUGUUUUUCUGGAUCCAAACAAACCCGGCAGAAAGCCAUCAGCACCUGCAUGCCUCACCUGGCCUCUCUGCUAAACUUCUCCUUUGGUUGUUUUUUUGAGAUAACACAGAGCAGAUUCGACAUGAGCCAAGUUCCUAGCAUCCUGCGUAUUAUUCUCUCCCUUUACUUCGUCACCUGUCAGCCGCUUCUUAACCCCGUUCUGUACGGGCUUCAACUGCAGAAAAUACGCAUCUCUUGUAGAAAGCUGUUCUUUGGUCAUAAUUAA
Nematolebias whitei (Rio pearlfish) is the source of this 924-nucleotide messenger RNA. Its product is annotated as olfactory receptor 10A6-like. The transcript has a single exon. The record is from RefSeq and is a predicted model, not a curated record. NCBI's taxonomy places the organism in Eukaryota, Metazoa, Chordata, Actinopteri, Cyprinodontiformes, Rivulidae. Bases 1 to 924 code for a protein of 307 amino acids. Gene Ontology annotation, cellular component: membrane. Gene Ontology annotation, biological process: G protein-coupled receptor signaling pathway. Gene Ontology annotation, molecular function: olfactory receptor activity; G protein-coupled receptor activity.